Molecule: messenger RNA, 1816 nt
Organism: Volvox carteri f. nagariensis
Lineage: Eukaryota; Viridiplantae; Chlorophyta; Chlorophyceae; Chlamydomonadales; Volvocaceae
Exons: 4
Coding region: 462-1643 (393 amino acids)
Source: RefSeq, a predicted model, not a curated record
UAGGAUUGAAGCGUAUGAAUUGAUGUGUGCUUUUGAUAAUGCAUAGAGCUUUUGUGUGGAUCAGAGCGGAUACUGUGUCUGGAUCCCGUAUUUCUUUUUUUCCAGAACGCACAUCGCAAACCCACCUGCGGAAAUAUGGCCUACGAGCCGUAUACAGUACGCAAAUAGAACUGCGGCCUACGUUAACCGGGUACUGAAACAUUAAUAAUUUGAACUGGCUGUCCAUGCUGUUCACGCUGCUCAAAAUAGUGCGCACACACCUAUCGCCUGCGCAAAUACUGUGUUAAACCACUCCAGAUCAUAGAACAUGAAUCAUGGUGAUUCAGGAAGUUUAGAGAGUAAAGGCUUGGAGACCGCGCGACUUGCCGAACCAAAGGUAGAAGCAUAUGGUGUAUUGUCCCUACGCUCUCGGAGUAUGCUGUUUUCUUGUUUGAGUACGUUCGCUAUAGCAGGCGGGUGCUAUGGAAAUUGUGGAGCGCUGUACCAAAAAAGGAAUCGAGGUUGUGAACGUGGACGGCUUAAAGUUCAUGCGGAAACGCAAACGGACAGAAAAGGAUCCUGAGCAGGCUGGGGAGCCGUGUGGGCAACCCGGUGUGCAAGCCAAUCCAGGCCCAGAGCCAACGAACACGCAGGCUACCCCGGGUUUCGAUGGCACUGCUCUUGCCGCUGCAUCUGGAACAGCACAGAACGCUGCCUUCAAUACUGGUAGCCCCAUAGCUCAUGAAAUGAGCGAGGAGCAGCCGUCCAUAGCCCAAACGGCUUCACAAGUACCGCUUUCACCGGAGGAGGACGUUGGCACGGAGCAGCCUCCUGGCUCCGGCAGCCCUAUGGCUGCUGACGGAAAACAGCCCAUGAGCGAACCGGCCCAGCCGCCCGUCCGUGAGCAGGACCUGCAAGCAGUCGUUAGCAACCUUCUCAAGUUCAUCCCUACAGGGUGCCCAACCGCAGUUGCCAUCACUUGGCUUCUACGGGAAACACUGCGCGUCGCGGUUCCGCCUGGGGACGAGGCGGGUGCGGCCACUGCGGCCACGGUGCUGCAGAGCUUCCAGCGGGGCUUUGACAAACAGGUGGCUGCUGCACAGCAGCUGCUCCUCCUGGGGGAUCCAGAGCAUCUCGAACAGUUUGACAAGUUGGCACCCAUAGUCCGCAACAUGUGCGCGACGGAACGUCAUGUGGUCAGCCUGAAGCAGCAGCUGGAGGCGCUCCGGCGUGAGGAGGCUGAAUGGCUGGCACUGGAGGAGAGGUACCGCUCGGGUGCUUGCGGCAUUUGUGGCGAGGACGCUACCAGUCUAGCCGUGUCUGGCGGCGAUAUGGAGAUAGAGCAAAACCAAGAACACGUUGACGUCGCAGUGCUGGAGUCGGCACAGCAGCGAGCAGAACUCCAGCUCUCGCUACAGAAGGAUGCCGGCGGUUGGACGGUUGGCGCCCAGGUGGACGCCAUCAACGAUAUGCUGGACAAGGCGGAAUUCAUGGUGGCCAGAGCGCAGCAGAAGUGUGCCAGUAUGCAGGCCGAGUACCAUAAGGAGAACUUCCAGUCUUAUGCCCACGUCAAUUCGCCGCAAGUGCUUGUGAAGAUGCUUUCCCAGGCCCUGCCUUCUGCAGCCAUGGACUUCGUGCCGGCGUCACAGCCUGGCGAUGACUGACAAGUGACGGCAUUUCUAGUUGCUUGCUGCCUGGAUGAAGUGUCGCCCUCACCGGGAAUCAAGGAAAGAUAUGCCUCGCACAUUGGAAUGACCGGCGAACUUGGCGCUUUAAGCCCAGUCAAUUGGUUAGAUACGUUCGCUUAUGAUAAGGGCGUCCUUUCUACGUAAGGCCG